Tauraco erythrolophus (red-crested turaco) is the source of this 2259-nucleotide messenger RNA. NCBI's taxonomy places the organism in Eukaryota, Metazoa, Chordata, Aves, Musophagiformes, Musophagidae. The record is from RefSeq and is a predicted model, not a curated record.
AGGCUGGACUCGGAGGACGGCGAUGGCGCCUGGUGCCCCGAGAUCCCAGUGGAGCCCGACGACCUGAAGGAGUUCCUGCAGAUCGAUCUGCGCGCACUCCACUUCAUCACACUAGUGGGCACCCAGGGCCGCCACGCCGGUGGCCACGGCAACGAGUUUGCCCCCAUGUAUAAGAUCAACUACAGCCGGGACGGCACCCGCUGGAUCUCCUGGAGGAACCGGCACGGGAAGCAGGUGCUGGAUGGAAACACCAACCCCUACGACAUCGUCCUCAAGGACCUGGAGCCGCCCCUCAUCGCCCGCUUCGUCCGCUUCAUCCCCGUCACCGACCACUCCAUGAACGUCUGCCUGCGCGUUGAGCUGUACGGCUGCGUCUGGCUGGACGGGCUGGUAUCCUACAACGCGCCAGCUGGGCAGCAGCUCGUCCUUCCCGGGGGCACCGUCAUCUACCUGAACGACUCAGUGUACGAUGGGGCGUUCGGGUACAGCAUGACGGAGGGCCUGGGCCAGCUGACGGACGGAGUGUCGGGGCUGGACGACUUCACGCAGACCCACGAGUACCACGUCUGGCCAGGCUAUGACUACGUGGGCUGGCGCAACGAGAGCACUGCUGGCGGCUAUGUGGAGAUCACCUUCGAGUUCGACCGCGUCAGGAACUUCACUGCCAUGAAGGUCCACUGCAACAACAUGUUCGCCAAAGGAGUGAAGAUCUUCAAGGAGGUGCAGUGCUACUUCCGCGCCGACGCCAGCGAGUGGGAGCCGGGCGCCGUCUCCUCCGUGCUGGUGCUGGAUGACGUGAACCCCAGUGCCCGCUUCGUCACCGUGCCCCUGCUCCACCGCAUGGCCAGCGCCAUCAAGUGUCAGUACUACUUCGCCGACGCCUGGAUGAUGUUCAGCGAGAUCACCUUCCAGUCCGAUGCAGCCAUGUACAACAACUCAGUGGCCCCUCCAGAGAUGCCUGUGGUCCCCACCACUUAUGACCCCACGCUUAAGGUAGAUGACAGCAACACGCGCAUCCUGAUUGGGUGCCUAGUGGCGAUCAUCUUCAUCCUGGUGGCCAUCAUCGUCAUCAUAUUGUGGCGGCAGUUCUGGCAGAAGAUGCUGGAGAAGGCGUCGCGGAGGAUGCUGGAUGACGAGAUGACCGUCAGCCUCUCUCUGCCCAGCGAAUCCAGCAUGUUCAACCACAACCGCUCCUCCUCCUCCAGCGAGCAGGAGUCCAGCUCCACCUAUGACCGCAUAUUCCCCUUGGGACCCGACUACCAGGAGCCCUCCCGCCUGAUCCGCAAGCUGCCCGAGUUCACCCCAGGGGAGGAGGACACAGGCUGCAGUGGCCUCGUGAAGCCAUCCCAGGCCAGUGGCCCCGAGGGCGUCCCCCACUACGCCGAGGCUGACAUCGUGAACCUGCAGGGCGUGACGGGCGGCAACACCUACUCCGUGCCAGCCCUCACCAUGGACCUGCUCUCUGGCAAGGACGUGGCCGUUGAGGAGUUCCCCAGGAAGCUGCUGACCUUCAAGGAGAAGCUGGGAGAAGGACAGUUUGGGGAGGUUCAUCUCUGUGAAGUGGAGGGGAUGGAGAAGUUCACAGGCAAGGACUUAGCACUGGAGGGCCUGGACACCAGCUCCAACCACCCUGUGCUGGUGGCCGUGAAGAUGCUGCGAGCAGAUGCCAACAAGAACGCCAGGAAUGAUUUUCUGAAGGAAAUCAAGAUCAUGUCACGGCUGAAGGACCCCAACAUCAUCCGUCUGCUGGCAGUGUGUAUCAUGGAUGACCCGCUGUGCAUGAUCACCGAGUACAUGGAGAACGGAGACCUCAACCAGUUCCUGUCCCGCCAGCAGGCAGGCAGCCCCCCCACCGGCCACGCUCCCACCAUCAGCUACAGCGACCUGCGGUUCAUGGCCACCCAGAUCGCCUCCGGCAUGAAGUACCUCUCCUCCUUGAAUUUCGUGCACCGAGACCUGGCCACACGCAACUGCCUGGUGGGGAAGCAGUACACCAUCAAGAUCGCCGACUUCGGCAUGAGCAGGAACCUCUACAGCGGGGACUACUACCGCAUCCAGGGGCGGGCGGUGCUCCCCAUCCGCUGGAUGUCUUGGGAGAGCAUCCUGCUGGGCAAGUUUACAACGGCCAGUGAUGUGUGGGCAUUUGGCGUGACGCUGUGGGAGACCUUCACACUCUGCCGUGAGCAGCCCUACUCUCAGCUGUCUGAUGAACAGGUCAUCGAAAACACUGGCGAGUUUUUCCGGGACCAAGGUCGGCAG